AUGGUUCAGAAGCACCACGUGGUCGUGUUCUCGUCUCCUGGAAUGGGCCACCUCAUCCCGCUCGUCGAGCUCUCCAAGAAGCUCGUCACGGCCCACGACCUGUCCAUCACCCUCGUCGUCCCGUCCUUGGGGCCGCCUCCCAAGGCCCAAGCUCAGGUGCUCGAGUCGCUCCCACCCGGUUCGAUCAACCACGUCCUCCUCCCUCCGUCCGAUCCGUCCAAGUUCCCAACCGGUUUCCGAAUCGAGACCCUGAUUUGUCUCACCGUCGCCCAUGCGGUUCCCGCCCUUCGCGAGGCGCUCAGGUCACUGGUCGAGAGGGUUGGAAGGCCGGUGGCUCUGAUUGCUGACUUCUUCUGCACCGACACGUUCGACGUUGCCAGGGAAUUCGGUGUGCCGAGUUACCUGUUCAUCCUCAUGAAUGCCACGGUAUUGUCCAUGUUACUUCAUCUCCCCAGACUCGACCAGGAUGUAUCCGGUGAGUACGGGGACAUGGAUCGCCCUAUCCGGCUCCCCGGUUGCAGGGUUGAUCUCCCCGGUUCGGAUCUGCCCGACCCGCUUCUCGACCGGAAGGACGACGCCUACAAAUGGUUCAUGCACAACGCCAAACGUUUAAAUCUGGUGGAUGGAUUCCUGGUAAACAGCUUCACGGAAUUGGAAGGAGAGACCAUUCGGUAUUUGCAAGAGAAUCCCGGACCCGAGAAGAAACCGGUCUACCCGGUUGGACCCAUCAUCCAAUCCGGCCAAUCCAACGGUUUGACCGAUCCGAGCGGGUGCGUGAAAUGGCUGGACGAUCAACCAACCGGUUCGGUCGUGUUCAUUUCGUUCGGCAGCGGCGGGACUCUGUCUACGAAGCAGCUGAAGGAGCUGGCAUUGGGUCUGGAGAUGAGCGAGCAACGUUUCCUCUUGGUGGUGAGAAGCCCAAACGACGCGGCCACCGAUGCCUCGUAUUUCAGCGCAAAUAGCGCUUCGAACCCGGUCGAUUUCCUGCCCGAAGGGUUUGUGGAGCGAACCAGAGGCAGAGGCAUGGUGGUUCCGUCGUGGGCGCCGCAAAUCCAAGUGCUUGGCCACCGGGCCACGGGCGGGUUCGUGAGUCACUGCGGGUGGAACUCGACGAUGGAGAGCAUAGUGAAUGGGGUGCCGCUGAUCGCCUGGCCGCUGUACGCGGAGCAGAGGAUGAACGCGGUGCUGCUGGAGAAGGAUUUCGAGAUCGCGUUGCGGCCGGAAGCAGGGGAAGACGGGGUGAUCGUGAGGGAAGAGAUCGCGAGGGUCGUGAAGGGGCUGAUGCGAGGGGAAGAAGGUGCGGCGGUUCGUGAGAGAAUGGCGAAGUUGAAGGUGGCGGCGGCGGAGGCAGUGAAGGAGGGAGGUUCUUCCACCAUGGCGUUGGGUGAAUUGGUAUCUAAGUGGGGAGAAGAGCCAUUAGAAUAG
Molecule: messenger RNA, 1425 nt
Organism: Linum tenue
Lineage: Eukaryota; Viridiplantae; Streptophyta; Magnoliopsida; Malpighiales; Linaceae
Source: the annotation of a GenBank genome assembly